Cetraspora pellucida is the source of this 2085-nucleotide messenger RNA. The record is from the annotation of a GenBank genome assembly. Lineage: Eukaryota; Fungi; Glomeromycota; Glomeromycetes; Diversisporales; Gigasporaceae.
AUGUCUUCAUUACCUUUCGAUAAACGAAAAAGUGCAUCACUCAUCUGCCACCUCAGAAAAGAUAUGCAAGAAAUUGUUCGUGCUCUUAGGACUGAUUUUCCUGGGUUACGUAUUAAAAAUUAUUAUGAUAAAUCUGAUCCAGUAAAAAAGACUCGUGAUUUUAGUGAUAAAUUUCAAUCUUGUCGCUUAUUUGGAUGGAGAAUAGUAGAUUUUCUUAAAAAAGCAGGUAUGGUUAUUUCAAUAAUAGAAGCUACUCCUAAAUCCGAAGAAGAUUCUGUAUCAUUAAUUGAAAUAGUAAAAAUAUGUUCUUCUGUUAUUAAAGCAGAGGAAAUUUCAGAUAUCACUAAUGCCAAUAUUCUUAAUCACAAGAUGACUGAGCACCUAGAAAACAAACUAAAGAAGACUUUAAAAGAAAUACAUGCUUUAAACCGGUAUCAUAUUGCAGAAUGUUAUAGGAUACCAUCCGAAUCUCUGACCGAAGAAUUUAUUAUGGAUUAUGGUAAAUAUGAUGAAAUGAAGUGGUUUAGAAAUCUUCGGAAAUUACGAGAUGUAGGUAUUGAUAAUAAGACUGCAGUUGAGGCAAUUACUCGUGAAGAUUAUAGAAAUGAUAGGUUCACAACUGUUACUAGAGCUGAAAAACAUCGAAUCUGUCUGGAAUUAAUAAAAACUUGCACACCUAUUAGAGAUAUCGAUGAUAGAAGCAGAUACAAAGUCGAUAAUUUUAAAAGAUGCCUAAAUACACCCGAAUCGAUACAAUACCUCCAUAAUUUAGUACCAAAAAUGGCUCGGGUUUUUGAUAAUACAGAUGCAUCUCACAGUGCUAAAAAAUCUGGCUUAAAAUCAGAUAGAGCAAAACUUGGUAUGUUCGAUAAAGAAAGCGCACCAAAGUUACCAUCAUACCAAACAGAUGAAGGACAAUUCUAUGAAAAUGGUGAGGAUAUGCAUUACAGGUAUAGUAAACUCUUACCUGACGAACUAGAGAUUGCUCCCAAAGAGAUUUUUGUGUUACUCGAAAUUGCUUAUGUAUAUGAAUUUGGAGGCAACGUUAUAGAAGAAAAAAGCAUAAUUAAUUUCGAUUUGAAAAAAGAAUAUUUAUGGUCCAUUACAACUAAAAUCAUUGAAAAAUACAAUCUUAGCUCUAAGAUAGGUAUAUCUGAUCUCAGUCAAUAUACCUCAGAAUUUCUUAAAAACCUUACCAAUGAUAAGAAGCAGAAUCAGGCUUGCAGACACCUUCGGGAUGGUUUUAAAUUUAGCAGUAAACAGACAAAUGGACAAUGUGGAAGUAUUUCUGAUAAAACCUUAAAUAUUAAUAAACUUACUAUUAGAGAUGUAAGAGCUGAAGCUUAUGCCUUAGCCCUAACAGCAAAAAAUGCUAAUGCUGGUUCAUCACGUAUUUUCCGGCUUCGAAGAGAAUUAAGAAAUAUUGGUGCUUCAUUCCAGAUUAUCGAGGCCACGAAAUUUCCAGAUAUUACAGAAGAAGCUAACAAAAUCCAAAUGAACAAUCAGAAAAAGGCUAAAACUAAAUGUAUUAAUUAUUCAAAUGAAUUUAUAUUAGAAUCAGUUAAGGAAAGAUUAAAUGUGUAUGAUAUUAAAACUUUACCCGAUUAUCAGGCUCUUGCAGAUGUCAUGGUGAUGCUUUGUAUCCGUCCUGCUGAACUUAGAACUUUACGUAUUACAGUAACAGGAUAUGUGAAGAAUCGGGGUCAACUAGAUAUACCUAGAAAAUUUAGAUCUAUGGAAAAGAACCAAAAACGUGCCAAAGAAUUACUCACUUGGAUACAGCGUGCAAUAUCUUCUUGCCAAAUAGGUGAUCCAGGUAAGCCAGGAGUUAAAUGGUUUAAUAAAUUUUUAAAAGACUAUGAUUUAAUUCCUAAAUAUUUACGUAAAUUAGGAGCAGUUUAUGCUGUAGUGACAAAUGGAGUGAAAAAUAUGGCCCACGCUUAUACAAUUGCUGGGGAAGCACUUUGGCAUUCUUGUGACAACCAUACUUCUUCAGUACAAAACUAUGUUGUGGUAAACUACAGGAAGCGGGGACAAAAGCCUGAAGAAGCGAGACCAUUCCAUCUUUAUAAUGAUGAUAACUAA